Drosophila busckii is the source of this 4065-nucleotide messenger RNA. It is a transcript of the gene Usp7, whose product is annotated as ubiquitin carboxyl-terminal hydrolase 7. The transcript has 4 exons. Gene Ontology annotation, molecular function: cysteine-type endopeptidase activity; cysteine-type deubiquitinase activity; protein binding. NCBI's taxonomy places the organism in Eukaryota, Metazoa, Arthropoda, Insecta, Diptera, Drosophilidae. Gene Ontology annotation, cellular component: cytosol; nucleus. The coding region runs from base 545 to 3967 and encodes 1140 amino acids. The record is from RefSeq and is a predicted model, not a curated record. Gene Ontology annotation, biological process: regulation of protein stability; protein deubiquitination.
UCACAAGCACAAGUGUGUUCUUCAUAUAAAUUAAAAAGUUUUAGACAAAAUUUAUGAUUUCAACGAAUUUUUUAGUUACUAACAAAAGAUUCGUGCAAUACACUGAAUAUAUACAGCCGAUGAGGAGAAGAACGCCAGACAAUUAAAGUGUAGGUUGGAGAGAGAAAAAACUAGUAGAAUUUCUAUUGAGUGUUGUUGGCGCUUGUGUGUACCAAGUUCCCGAGUUCCGAGCCGUGAAGAGUCAACGCUGCCGCAGCCAUCGUCGUCGCCAGCAGCUGCCUGUCAACGUUCAGCUUAUGGCAACUGUCAAAAUCAACUAUAGUUUUUAUUUUAAAGGUAUAAAGACAACUAAGGAGGCUGCAAUAACAAUAACAAAAACAAAAACAUAAACUGACAAGCUCAUAAUAAAAGCGGCAGUAAUAACAACAAUAGGCACAUCAGCAGCAAGGAAAAUCAGUAGCUGAAAAGUCAGUAAAGCAAAUAUUGCUAAACCAAACGGCGUUUAGCCGAUAAUAGUGCUUUGCAAGAACAAUUGCCACAUAAGAUGGACAUAGAAACAGAUCAGUCUAUAGAAGCAAUGGAUACCCAGGAUACCCAAGAGGUUGAAAUAACCACAAGCGACUUACAACAACAGCAGCAACUGCAACAGGAUCAAACAAAUUCGCCCCAAUUGCCGAAAUUCAAAAAUCUAAUGCAUUCACAAUUGCAGCAACAACAACAGCAACAACAACAACAACAGCAGCAGCAACAGCUGCCACCCAGUGAAAAUGGCAAUAUGCCGCCCCAGCAAUUACUAGCGGAGAGCAGCUCCACAUCGUUUGGCAAUGAGCAAGAAAUGACCAUGGAUGAUGAGACUAAAGAGGAUCAAUUCCGGUCAGAGACCACAUUCUCGUAUACCGUUGAGAAUGUGGGCCAGAUUAAGCAGCAGCAUCUCUCACCGCCCGUCUAUGUGCGCAUGCUGCCCUGGAAGAUAAUGGUUAUACCCAAUGACCGAGCAUUGGGCUUCUUUUUGCAGUGUAACGGUGAAAAUGAUUCACCCACCUGGUCAUGCAAUGCCAUCGCCGAAUUGCGUCUCAAAUGCCACAAGUCCGAUUUGCAGCCCUUCACACGCGCUAAAAUUAAACAUUUGUUCUACUCCAAAGAGAACGAUUAUGGCUAUUCGAAUUUUAUUACCUGGCAGGAGCUACAGGAUCCGGAUAAAUCCUAUGUGCACAACGGUUCCAUCACAUUGGAGGUCCACGUCAUUGCCGAUGCACCGCAUGGCGUGCUCUGGGACUCAAAGAAGCAUACAGGCUAUGUGGGCUUGAAAAAUCAAGGCGCCACCUGCUACAUGAACUCCCUGCUGCAAACUCUGUACUUUACCAAUUCACUGCGUCUUGCUGUCUAUCGCAUACCCACUGAGGCUGACGAUAGCACCAAGUCGGUGGGCUUGUCUCUGCAGCGUGUCUUCCAUGAGCUGCAAUUCGGCGAUCGUCCCGUCGGCACCAAGAAGCUAACCAAAUCCUUUGGCUGGGAGACUCUCGAUUCGUUCAUGCAACACGAUGUGCAGGAGUUUCUCCGCGUUCUUCUCGACAAGCUCGAGUCAAAGAUGAAGGGCACUUGCCUCGAGGGCACCAUACCGGGUCUCUUCGAGGGCAAAAUGUCAUCGUACAUCAAAUGCAAGAAUGUUGAUUACAACAGCACACGCUACGAGACCUUCUACGAUAUUCAGCUAAAUAUCAAAGACAAGAAAAAUAUCUUCGACUCCUUCCAGGAUUAUGUGGCAUCCGAAACGCUUGAGGGUGACAACAAAUAUGAUGCCGGCGUUCAUGGAUUGCAGGAGGCGAGCAAGGGCGUCAUAUUCACAUCAUUCCCGCCAGUGCUGCAUUUGCAUUUGAUGCGUUUCCAAUAUGAUCCGAUCACAGACAGUUCCAUUAAAUAUAAUGAUCGCUUCGAGUUCUAUGAGAAUAUCAAUUUGGAUCGCUAUCUGGCGGAGCGUGAGAAGACACCGGCGGACUAUGUGCUCCAUGCAGUGCUUGUGCAUUCGGGCGAUAAUCAUGGCGGUCACUAUGUGGUCUUCAUCAAUCCCAAGGCCGAUGGUCGCUGGUUCAAGUUUGAUGACGACGUGGUGUCCAGUUGCCGGAAGCAGGAGGCCAUUGAGCAGAAUUAUGGCGGCAUGGAUGAUGAGAUCUCAUUCCAUGCCAAAUGCAGCAAUGCCUAUAUGCUCGUCUAUAUACGAGAAUCGGAGCUGGAUCGUGUGCUGGGCGAUAUACCGGAAACUGAGAUCUCCAGCGAUCUGGUGGAGCGUCUCGAUCUGGAGAAGCGCAUUGAAAUGGCGCGACGCAAGGAGCGCAGCGAGGCGAAUCUAUAUAUGAACAUACAUGUUAUACUCGAGGAGUACUUUGAGUCGCAGCAGAAGCGACGUCUAUUCGACUUGGAGAAAACCCAUCAGCGCCCAUUUAAACUAAAGAAUAAUCAAACUGUCAAUGAGAUGGUCGAGAUGCUGGUCAAGGCAUUCGGAGUGCCACGCGACCGCAUGCGCAUGUGGAACAUGUGCACGGCCCAAACGCAAAAGUUCCUGCAUUUUGAUUUCGAGGCAGAGGCAACACGCACUUUGGAGCAGAUACCGCCGCCGCAAAAGCCCUGGGUCAUCUUCCUGGAGCUCGCCUCGCCGGAGAGCACAGCAGCAUUGCUACCAUUCAAUCCCAAAACGGAUGUGCUGCUCUUUCUCAAGUAUUAUGAUGCGCGCAACAAGCGCUUGAACUACAUUGGCUGCACCCAGCAGCCGCUGAGUCGUCGCUUGGGCGAAUUGGUGCCCGAAAUCAAUCGCAAAUUGGGCUUCGAGGAGGACACUGAGCUGACGGUGUUCGAUGAGUAUGCCGACAAGAAGAUCGGCAAUUUGAAUGAGCCCAUUGAGAAUGUGCUCUAUAUAACGCAGGAUCAUCUCCAAGGUCCUAUUUUGAUAUUCGAACGCGACAAUGUGGAUAUGAAAUUGGAUUUGCCCACCGUUGAGGAUUACUUCCUGGAUCUGGUAUAUCGCAUUGAGAUUAUAUUCACCGACAAAUGCAAUGCCAACGAGCCCGACUUUACACUUGAGCUAUCCAAUCGCUAUAACUACGAUCAGCUAAGCAAUGCCGUUGCCGAGCGUCUCAACACAGAUCCACAGAAGCUACAAUUCUUCAUGGGCAUCAAUAACUACAAGGAAACAGCGGGCAAUGCAGUGCCCUAUACAUUCAAAGGCACCAUUAAGGAUCUGCUAUCCUAUACCAAGCAAAGCACACCAAAGCGCAUUUACUAUCAGCGCUUGUCGCUGAGCCUACAUGAGCUAGACAACAAGAAGCUGUUCAAGUGCAUUUGGGUAUCGCAUGAUUUGAAGGAGGAGAAGGAGCUGGUGCUGUAUCCGAAUAAGAAUGACAAUGUCAAGGGUUUGCUGGAUGAGGCGGCCAAGACGAUAUCAUUUGCCGAGAAUAGCCGCCGAAAGUUGCGUCUGAUGAAGGUGGGCAAUCAUAAGAUAAUGGCCGUAUGCAAGGAUGACAUACCGCUGGAGACGCUCAUAAGGACAAAUGAGUCCAUCACCACUACGCAGGGCACACAAAAGAUUUUCCGCAUCGAAGAGAUUGGGCCCGACGAGAUGCACAUUGGCGAGAACGAGAUGCUAGUGCCGUGUGCUCACUACAGCAAGGAGCUAUACAAUUCGUUUGGUACGCCAUUCCUAGCCAAGGCACGCCAUGGCGAACCCUAUGGCGCCUUCAAGCAGCGCAUACAGAAGCGUCUCUGUGUGCCCGAGAAGGAGUGGGAGAACUACAAGUUCACGAUUAUCUCAGUGGGACAGAAUGUGGACAUCAACGAUAACACACCCGUCGAUCUGGAGGUAUAUCGCUCAUGGACUGGCGGCCAGUUGCCGUUCUUUGGGCUCGAUCACAUUAACAAGUCGCGCAAGCGCAGCUCACUCAACUUCUCUGAGAAGGCAAUCAAAAUUUACAACUAAUCGAAGAGAGAGAGGAGAGAGCAGCGAACGCAGCAGCGCAGCAAACAGAGUGCAACUAAAUGUGAGUGCACACUAUGUAUGUGUGUGAGUGUGAGUGC